AUGGGGAAAAUAACUUUUUUAAUCAUUUUAUUAUGCACCAUCAACAUUUUAUGUGCAUUUGCUCAAUAUGACAAUACUCCUCCUCCUCAACCUUCAACUACUCCAUAUGAAAAUCCUUAUCCUCUAAUGAACAAUACUCCUCAAACGGACAAUACUCCCCCUCCAACGGGUAAUACUCCUCCUCCAUAUAACGAUUCUGCUUCUCCUCAAAUGAAUAAUAAUUCUCCUGAAAUGAGUUAUACUUCUCGCUUUCCAGUCACAACAGAUGGUACAUGUGGUAAUAAUACUUCUUCAUGUAAACCCUUCGACUGUUGUUCGUUUAAGGGCUUUUGCGGUGGUACAACAGCACAUUGUGGAACAGGAUGUCAAUCAGAUUAUGGUGUUUGUGGUAUUCCAGACGAUGGUUUAGCACUUAUUGAAACAUGUCAGACUGAAAAAACUAUAGCAUUUACUUAUGAUGAUGGUCCACAUGAAUUUACUUUGCAGUUGCUCGAUACCUUAAAAGAACACAAUAUAUUAGCUACUUUCUUCAUCAACGGUCACAAUCAACCCCAAGAAUGUAUAUACGACUAUGCUGAUAUCCUAAAGCGAAUGCACAAAGAUGGCCAUCAAAUCGCUCAUCACACAUGGUCACAUCCUCAUUUGGGUAACGAAACCGAUGAAAAUAUCGAUUUUCAAAUUAAAACUUUAAAUAUAGCAUUUGAAAAAAUUCUUGGUUUUAUCCCAAAAUAUUUCCGAAACCCAUUUGGAGAAGCUACUAUUCGCCCUCGAUUAAGAAAAAAUUUAUUAGAUGCUGGAUUUAAAGCUAUUGCUCUUUGGGAUGUUGAUACUAGAGAUUGGGCUACCGAUAAUGUAACUUCUAUAAUAGCAAAUUUUCCAGGUCAAAUUAAUGAUACAAAACCUCACAUAGUAUUAAAUCAUGAUAGAAUUAAUACUACUGUUACUAAAUUUGUACCAGAUGCUAUAAAAAUAGCAAAAAAACUUGGGUAUAAAUUUGAUACUGUUGCUGGAUGUAAUGGAAAACGUAAUAAACAUGAUUGGUAUACGUAUAAGGGAAAACCUCAAAAAAGAGAUAGUACGUGGCAUUGUAAUACAAAUGAUAUUGAAGAUGGUCAUUUAUGA
This is a messenger RNA of Dentiscutata erythropus, 1122 nucleotides long. The record is from the annotation of a GenBank genome assembly. NCBI's taxonomy places the organism in Eukaryota, Fungi, Glomeromycota, Glomeromycetes, Diversisporales, Gigasporaceae.